This is a messenger RNA of Equus caballus (horse), 2256 nucleotides long. It is a transcript of the gene STK25, whose product is annotated as serine/threonine kinase 25. The record is from RefSeq and is a predicted model, not a curated record. Gene Ontology annotation, cellular component: cytoplasm. Lineage: Eukaryota; Metazoa; Chordata; Mammalia; Perissodactyla; Equidae. Gene Ontology annotation, molecular function: ATP binding; protein serine/threonine kinase activity. Gene Ontology annotation, biological process: protein phosphorylation.
ACCGCGCACCACCUUUGCCGUCGCCGCCACCGCCGCCGGGCUUUCUCCGGCCGCCGCCGCCACUGCCGCUGCUUCGCGGGCUGGAGGGCCCGGGCGUUCCCCGGCGAGUGGAGGCUGCGGGUGGGAGCCUUCGCGGGCACUACGGAACGGGCCGGGGGAGGCCGGGAUGGAGCCCCCCGGAGUUGACUGAAGCGCAAGCCGGGCUCCAGAGCCUCCCGGCGGAUCUUCGGGCCUUCUGGGGUCGCCGCGGAUGGUCUGAGGGCGGCGCAGACAUGGCUCACCUCAGGGGCUUUGCCAACCAGUCAGAGGACCCUGGGGAGCAGUUUUCUGUGAGAUUUGAAUGCCAGGAUCAGCAUCCAAGAAAGCCUCGCUUUUCAACUCACUGCUGGUGUGAGGGUGUAGCCGUUCUGAGGACCGAUUUGCGGCACUCACGCGUGGACCCCGAGGAGCUCUUCACCAAGCUGGACCGCAUUGGCAAGGGCUCGUUUGGGGAGGUGUACAAGGGCAUCGACAACCGCACCAAGGAGGUCGUGGCCAUCAAGAUCAUCGACCUGGAGGAGGCCGAGGAUGAGAUCGAGGACAUCCAGCAGGAGAUCACCGUGCUCAGCCAGUGCGACAGCCCCUACAUCACCCGCUACUUCGGCUCCUACCUGAAGAGCACGAAGCUGUGGAUUAUCAUGGAGUACCUGGGCGGCGGCUCUGCGCUGGACCUGCUUAAACCGGGCCCCCUGGAGGAGACCUACAUCGCCACGAUCCUGCGGGAGAUUCUGAAGGGCCUGGAUUACUUGCACUCGGAGCGCAAGAUCCACCGAGACAUCAAAGCUGCCAACGUGCUGCUCUCGGAGCAGGGUGACGUGAAAUUGGCAGACUUUGGGGUGGCGGGGCAGCUCACAGACACGCAGAUCAAGAGGAACACGUUUGUGGGCACCCCCUUCUGGAUGGCACCUGAGGUCAUCAAGCAGUCAGCCUAUGACUUCAAGGCCGACAUCUGGUCACUGGGGAUCACAGCUAUCGAGCUGGCCAAGGGCGAGCCUCCCAACUCUGACCUUCACCCCAUGCGCGUGCUGUUCCUGAUCCCCAAGAACAGCCCGCCCACGCUGGAGGGCCAGCACAGCAAGCCAUUCAAGGAGUUUGUGGAGGCCUGCCUCAACAAGGACCCCCGCUUCCGGCCCACCGCCAAGGAGCUCCUGAAGCACAAGUUCAUCACGCGCUACACCAAGAAGACCUCCUUCCUCACCGAGCUCAUCGACCGCUACAAGCGCUGGAAGUCAGAGGGCCACGGCGAGGAGUCCAGCUCUGAGGACUCUGACAUUGAUGGAGAUGCUGAGGAUGGAGAGCAGGGCCCCAUCUGGACCUUCCCCCCGACCAUCCGGCCCAGCCCGCACAGCAAGCUGCACAAGGGGACAGCCCUGCACGGCCCCCAGAAGUCUGCAGAGCCUGUCAAGAGGCAGCCCAGGUCCCAAUGCCUGUCCACGCUGGUCCGGCCCGUCUUUGGAGAGCUCAAAGAGAAGCACAAGCAGAGCGGCGGGGGCGUGGGCGCGCUGGAGGAGCUGGAGAACGCCUUCAGCCUGGCCGAGGAGUCCUGCCCCGGCAUCUCGGACAAGCUGAUGGCUCACCUGGUGGAGCGGGUGCAGAGGUUUUCACACAACAGAAACCACCUGACAUCGACCCGCUGACGCACCAGCUGUCUGCGAGAGGGGAGAGAAGGGUCUUUGUUCUGAGCUCCACAGGACUGCACUGACUCGGACCCCUCGUGUUGUGGCCACGUGGCUGCCGGGUCCAGCCCCCCACUGUUUAGUGGGCUGCCCCACUUCCACUUCCACUUCCCCUACUGGCCGGGCCGAGGCUCCACCCAGUGGGAAGGAGCUGACCGAGAACCUUGCCUUGUAGUGCCACGGAGGCGGCGGGCCCGGUCUUCUCAAGCCCCCCUGGCUGGGCCGCCCCCUCUGGGGCUCACGGGGUGGUGCGGCCGCUCAGACUGAGGAGUGGGAUGUGGGGGUAGAUGUGCCUCUUUCCCCACUCGGCCCGGCCCCUCUCCCUGGCCCGGGGCCCACGAUGGCCCACGGUGGUUGUAGAUUUGCCUUGUGGUGUCGGAUCAGGUACCGUGUCUUCUCAUAAGUACUUGUGUCAGCCAGAAUGUUUUGUUUUUUAAGAAAACUGAAUUUCCUUGCUUCCCUAAAUAUUCUGAGGUUAAGGUGUUAGUUUUCAUAGGACAUUGAGAGGCUCCUGUCACUUUCAAUAAAGACCUGAAUUGGA